Messenger RNA from Penicillium taxi, 2661 nucleotides. RefSeq lists its product as uncharacterized. Bases 1 to 2661 code for a protein of 886 amino acids. Lineage: Eukaryota; Fungi; Ascomycota; Eurotiomycetes; Eurotiales; Aspergillaceae. The record is from RefSeq and is a predicted model, not a curated record. The transcript has 2 exons.
AUGCGUUUCUCGCAGGAUUUUGCACGGAUUCUGGCAGCGACACUACCUGUAGCUGCUUUAGCCACCAGUUCUUUAUCAUCUGCUACGACUACCUCGGCUGUCUCGACUAUCGUGUCCUGUACAACCGCAGCCCCGACCAACCUGGCCGAUGGAGCCCUAAUCGAUAUCUUCCAAAUGUUACAGGGAUUUGGAUCUAUUGUCAAUAAUGCCGACGUAACACCACAAUCUUACCAAGGCGGGAUUGCGAUGUUUCAAGGCAGCAGAGAGUAUGUCGGCGGAGACACCUAUACUUUCUCAAUGGACUGGCGUGCGGAAAGUGAUACUGCACAGAGCUGCUCUGUAAAGUUGUAUCUGGAUAACUUGGCCCCGGGGACCUCCUCACCCUUUUAUUCCCAGCAAUUUUCUGCAUCACUCAGUACAUGGACUACCAUUUCGGCCUCUUUUACACCGCCUCAAAAUUCUGCAGGGCAUCUUGUCACAAUCUCUAUGAUAUGUACAGGUCCCUCGUUCAACUACGUUGUCGACAUAGGCAAUUUCCACCUUGAUAACGGGAUUCCAACUACUUCCUGCACUACUAGUACAGUGACUCUAACCCCGUCUGCCACACCGUCAAUCAUACCGUCAGUCACGCCGUCUACCACUCCCUCUGUCACGCCAUCUGUGCUGCCUUCAACCCCAGCCUCUAUAGUUUCUUCGGUCCCAGUUUCCAGCUCUUCCUCCUUGUCUCCGAUCAGGUCUGCAUCCUCAUCGCCUCCAUCGAGCCCUGUCACUCCGUCUGUCACGUUCAUCAGACCGUCGAUCUCAUCCUCUAUUACUGUUGCUUCUUCAGCUGCAGCCUCCAGUGCCGUGUCUUCAUCUCCGAUAAAAUCUGCCGGUCCUUCUUCAGCAACCAUAUCAGUACCUGAUCGUUCGUUAAGUUCACCUCUGGAUUCCUCAUCUGCCACUCUUUCGCCUACAGUGAGAUCUUCAAUUAUAUCCAGACGGCCAAUUUCCUCUUCAGUACCUAUGAUUUCAAGCUCAGCUCCUGCUACACCGCCAGUGAGAUCCUCGAUCAUAUCUAGAAGACCAAUCUCUUCUUCGGUGCCACUCAGUUCUAUUAUUUCUUCAGCAAAUGUGAUCUCGUCAAGCGCGACAUUGGCCUCCUCGGCAAUAGUCACUGGUAUCGGUUCUUCAGCUGUGAUAUCAAGCUCGACUGAUGUUUCACCAUCUGUCACUGACUCGCUGCCAGUCAAAUCUUCGGUUAUAUCCGGAAGGCCAAUUUCUUCUUCGGUACUCACCUCUACUAGUCCUUCAGUACCUCUGAUUUCACCAAGCUCGGCUUUGGAUUCUAUGUCUGCCACUUCGAUAUUAACCCAAUCAUCGAUUCCUUCUGGAGGUUCUGAUGCCUCCGGCUCUAAGUCAAAUUCUUUGACUAUCUCAUUCAUUCCUGUUACUUCUCCUAUCAUUUCCUCGCAGAGCGCAAGCACAAUUGUUCAUAUCCCUUCCGGCUCUGCUUCGAUCAGCCCCUCGGCUUCAGUUCAGCCCGGCUCUAACUCUGGCUCUGGCUCUGGCUCUGGCUCUGGCUCUGGUAGCUUGACGGCUAUCCCUACUAUCACUCAAACGCCUGGAUCCGGAUCAUCAGCUCUUCAGUUUACCACAUCAACCGUUCUCACCACUCGUACUGCCACUGUGAAAGCCUGUCCAUCAUCUUUUAAGGACUGUCCUGCCUCUCAGAAGACAACAUUUAUCACCACUGAGACCAUUGUACUCUCGACUACCGUCUGCCCUAUAACGGAGUCAGCUGCCACCACUACCUCAGCAUCACUUCUCAGUGGCAGCUCCGUCGGCGAAGAAUUUCCAAGCUCCACAGUUUUUAGCACACGCACUUCAACUAUAACAGCCUGUCCUACUACCGUCACAAAUUGCCCAGCAUCAGCAAAGACAACCUACACCACCACAGAGAUUGUCUUAGUCUCUACUAUCACUGCUGUAGGAAUUCCUACGAUAACGGCUAGCCCCAGUGUGGGGAAGGGUACCGAGACUAUCGUGACUGGAUCCGCCUCCUCCUCUCUUUCAGGAGCAACCCCUGGCUCUGAAGAAUACACAAUUUCCACGGUUUUCACUACUCGCACUUCUACUAUAACUGCUUGCCCUUCGACUAUAACCAAUUGCCCAGCUUCAGCCAAAACUACCUAUGUCACCACUGAGACUAUAGUCCUCUCGACUACAGUUUGCCCUGUGACUGCAGCACUAGCUACUGCCACAGCAGGCUCUGAAGCCAUUCAAACGAUUCCAGGACUGAAGGCAUCUGCAAGUGAGACCAAAGCUAUUGGUGGAGUUAAUUCGACAUCAGGAAUUACUAUCACGGCCACUUUGCCUAGUAGUGCAUCGUCUUCAGCAGCUCAAGCUGGGGUUGACGCGGAUUUCGCAUCUCAGUCCAACCUUGUGAACUCUGUCAAUAUGAUCUAUACUGCUACAGUCCAGCCUAUCCAUAGUUCUUACGGCCUGAAAAGCUCGACUCUUGCCAGUUCAGUGCUUGCCAGCUCAAGUUCUACUAGGAAGACAUCCACUACCAGCUCCGUGGGACCUCUAUAUACUGGUUCAGCAUCCGCUAUCAGGCUUGCGAUGUCUUCUACGACUGCAGCUUUGGCCACCCUUCUUAUGACUCUAGUUCUUCUGUGA